This is a messenger RNA of Nothoprocta perdicaria, 2186 nucleotides long. It is a transcript of the gene TLE3, whose product is annotated as transducin like enhancer of split 3. Gene Ontology annotation, biological process: negative regulation of canonical Wnt signaling pathway; regulation of DNA-templated transcription. Gene Ontology annotation, molecular function: protein binding; transcription corepressor activity. Gene Ontology annotation, cellular component: transcription regulator complex; nucleus. Lineage: Eukaryota; Metazoa; Chordata; Aves; Tinamiformes; Tinamidae. The transcript is spliced from 17 exons. The record is from RefSeq and is a predicted model, not a curated record. The coding region runs from base 31 to 2172 and encodes 713 amino acids.
UAAACAUAUGCUUAGGCCAAGUACUAUGAAAUGUCAUAUGGUUUGAAUAUUGAAAUGCACAAACAGACAGAAAUUGCUAAAAGGCUGAAUACAAUCUUAGCGCAGAUCAUGCCUUUUCUGUCACAAGAGCACCAACAGCAAGUCGCACAGGCUGUUGAGCGUGCCAAGCAAGUGACAAUGACGGAGUUGAAUGCUAUCAUCGGGGUACGUGGACUUCCCAAUCUGCCUCUCACCCAGCAGCAGCUCCAGGCCCAGCACCUCUCGCACGCCGCGCACGGCCCCCCRGUGCAGCUGCCGCCGCAUCCCUCGGGCCUGCAGCCGCCGGGCAUCCCGCCGGUGAGCGGCAGCAGCUCGGGGCUGCUGGCCCUGGGCGCCCUGGGCAGCCAGGCGCACCUCGCCGUCAAGGACGAGAAGAACCACCACGACCUGGACCACCGAGAGCGGGACUCGAGUGCAAAUAAUUCUGUUUCGCCCUCGGAAAGCCUGAGAGCCAGCGAGAAGCACCGGAGCUCCACGGACUACAGCAUCGACUCCAAGAAGCGGAAAGCGGAGGAGAAGGACAGCAUGAGCCGAUAUGACAGCGACGGUGACAAAAGCGACGACUUGGUCGUGGACGUGUCCAACGAGGACCCCGCCACCCCGCGCGUCAGCCCGGCCCAUUCCCCUCCGGAGAACGGCCUGGACAAAGCGCGGGGGCUGAAGAAGGGCGAGGCGCCCACCAGCCCGGCCUCGGUCGCCUCCUCCAGCAGCACUCCCUCCUCCAAGACUAAAGACCUGGGACACAAUGAUAAAUCAUCAACGCCCGGGCUCAAGUCCAACACUCCGACGCCGAGGAACGACGCUCCGACCCCAGGAACGAGUACGACUCCAGGCCUCCGGCCGAUGCCCGGCAAGCCGGCAGGCAUGGACCCGCUGGCCUCGGCCCUGAGGACGCCCAUCUCCAUCGGGGGCUCGUACGCCGCCCCCUUCGCCAUGAUGGGGCACCACGAGAUGAACGGCUCGCUGACCAGCCCCGGCGCCUACGCCGGCCUGCACAACAUCCCGCCGCAGAUGAGCGCGGCCGCCGCCGCCGCCGCYGCCUACGGCCGGUCGCCAAUGGUGAGCUUUGGAGCUGUCGGCUUUGACCCGCACCCGCCCAUGAGGGCACCCGGCCUGCCCACCAGCCUGGCCUCCAUCCCCGGCGGGAAGCCCGCCUACUCGUUCCACGUGAGYGCCGAYGGGCAGAUGCAGCCCGUGCCCUUUCCCCACGACGCGCUGGCGGGCCCCGGCAUCCCGCGGCACGCGCGGCAGAUCAACACGCUGAGCCACGGCGAGGUGGUGUGCGCCGUCACCAUCAGCAACCCCACGCGGCACGUCUACACCGGCGGCAAGGGCUGCGUCAAGAUCUGGGACAUCAGCCAGCCGGGCAGCAAGAGCCCCAUCUCGCAGCUGGACUGCCUGAACAGGGACAACUACAUCCGCUCGUGCAAGCUCCUGCCCGACGGGCGCACGCUCAUCGUGGGCGGCGAGGCCAGCACGCUCACCAUCUGGGACCUGGCGUCCCCCACGCCGCGCAUCAAGGCCGAGCUCACGUCCUCGGCGCCCGCCUGCUACGCGCUGGCCAUCAGCCCCGACGCCAAGGUCUGCUUCUCGUGCUGCAGCGACGGCAACAUCGCCGUGUGGGACCUGCACAACCAAACGCUCGUCAGGCAAUUCCAAGGCCACACGGACGGCGCCAGCUGCAUAGACAUCUCGCAUGACGGUACGAAGCUGUGGACGGGGGGCCUGGACAACACGGUGCGUUCGUGGGACCUGCGGGAAGGGCGGCAGCUGCAGCAGCACGACUUCACGUCCCAGAUCUUCUCGCUGGGAUACUGCCCGACGGGCGAGUGGCUGGCGGUGGGCAUGGAGAGCAGCAACGUGGAGGUGCUGCACCACACCAAGCCCGACAAGUACCAGCUGCACCUGCACGAGAGCUGCGUGCUCUCCCUCAAGUUCGCCUACUGCGGGAAAUGGUUUGUGAGCACCGGGAAGGACAACCUGCUCAACGCCUGGAGGACGCCCUACGGAGCGAGCAUAUUCCAGUCCAAGGAGUCUUCGUCCGUGCUAAGCUGCGACAUUUCAGCGGAUGACAAGUACAUCGUAACCGGCUCUGGUGACAAGAAGGCCACAGUGUACGAGGUCAUCUACUAGCCGCGGCCUUUCCC